This is a messenger RNA of Gadus morhua (Atlantic cod), 5707 nucleotides long. Its product is annotated as sodium/potassium/calcium exchanger 3. The coding region runs from base 476 to 2500 and encodes 674 amino acids. Gene Ontology annotation, biological process: intracellular calcium ion homeostasis; calcium ion transmembrane transport. The transcript is spliced from 17 exons. Gene Ontology annotation, molecular function: calcium, potassium:sodium antiporter activity; calcium channel activity. Lineage: Eukaryota; Metazoa; Chordata; Actinopteri; Gadiformes; Gadidae. The record is from RefSeq and is a predicted model, not a curated record. Gene Ontology annotation, cellular component: plasma membrane.
CCCCAUCCCCCUUUGCGCCACUCUGACAGCCUCCACAUCCGCAGCGGCUGAAGCGAAAGAAAGGAUUCGUGUAAAGUCGCGUAAAAAAUCGGGCACAGCCUCCGGUCGCGCGUGAGCUGGCACCGAAACGACGGCUGCGUCCACGGAGCGCGCUCAUGACGCGCGUACCCUUGUGAGUCCACAACCGCAGAAAAAGCGCGGUUCUAACAUGACACAGGAAGGGAGAAACUGGCAGCCAAAGCAAAAACAAAACGUCAAGCGAACACGCUCUACAGCUCGAUGCAUUCCCGCGGUGGAGGCUUUUGGUUUUAACUUUUGAAACACCCCCCCCCUCGCUGAAGCGCUCCCUCACUUUUUUCUCUACACGAUUCCGGAGGGAGGAGGAGGUGGUGUGUGUGUGUGUGUGUGUGUGCGGGGGUGGGGGGGGGGGGGAACUCUGCGAGGUUGUUUCCAGUUGCUCAUUGACUCAGGCAGCAUGGAUGAGGUGGUGGUGGUGGAGAGGAUGUCUCCCUGCGUCCGAUCCCGGAACCGCUUGACGCAAGUGAUGCUGAGCCAGAAGAAGAUUAAGACCAAGCGGAAAAAGCGAAAGGAGUUGGUGUUGAUCCAGAUCUGCCUUUUCAGCGGGCUGCUGCUGGUCGUCAAGGGGCUUUCCCUCCUCACGGAACAUUCAGGCUAUGACGUCUCCGGCCCCAGGUCCCGAGACCAGGAGCUGUGGGGAGGAGGAGGAGGAGGAGGAGGAGGAGGGCGGAGGUUGCUGCAGACGGACAUGAUGGACAACAGCAGUCUGGAGGAGGAGCAGGAGGCCAAGAACUGCACAGCUCCAGCUCUCCAUGAGUUCCCCACAGACCUGUUCACCCACACAGAGAGGACGGAGGGAGCUGUGGCCCUGCACGUGCUAUGUACCAUCUACAUGUUCUGUGCCUUGGCCCUGGUGUGUGAUGACUACUUCGUCCCGUCCCUGGAGAAGAUAUGUGAGCGUCUCCAGCUCAGCGAGGACGUUGCCGGGGCAACAUUCAUGGCCGCCGGCAGCUCGGCUCCUGAACUCUUCACCUCUGUGAUCGGGGUGUUCAUCACUAAGGGGGACGUAGGGGUGGGCACCAUCGUGGGAUCGGCCGUCUUCAACAUCCUCUGCAUCAUCGGAGUGUGUGGCCUCUUCGCCGGCCAGGCGGUGAGGCUGUCUCAUUGGACGCUGCUCCGGGACUCCAUGUACUACACCUUCUCUAUCGUGGCCCUCAUCGCGUUCAUCUACGAUGAGCAGGUCUGCUGGUGGGAGUCUCUCAUCCUGGUCCUCAUGUACAUGGUGUACAUUCUCAUUAUGAAGUUUAACGGCCGGGCGAGACGCUACUUUGACCGGAGGAAGAAGAGCUCAGCGAACCUGACCAACGGGCUGACGGGUAGCACGGACCUGGAGGACAACGUCAGCUGCGACCCCACCGCCGUCCUGCUCAAGAAAUCCACCUACCCCUGCACGCCAUCCGUGCUGAUGGUGGACGAGCUGCUGUCGGCCUACCCCCACCAGCUCACCUUCUCCGAGGCCGGCAUGAGGAUCAUGAUCACCGACCACUUCUCCCCGCGGACGCGCCUCACCAUGGCCUCACGCCUGCUCAUCAACGAGAGACAACGGCUGAUCAACACCUCGGAGACGCGCGUCAACCGCAUCACCAACGGCGACUCGGACUCGGCGGCCCGGGCGCCGGAGAGGCGUGGCUUGGAGAACGGGUUGGGCGGGGCCGAGCGGGGUCUGAACGGGCGGGGCCGCGCCCAGGGGGCGGAGCCUGCCAAGGAGGCGGAGAACGAGAACGAGGACAACGACAACAACGCCAACGACGAGGAGGGGGACGGCGAGGAAGGCCACGACGGGCCCCUGGUGCCCUUCAGGAUCCCAGCGGGGGCGUGCAACAAGCUCAAGUGGCUGGCCAUGUGGCCGCUGUGCCUGCUGCUGUUCCUCACCGUGCCCAACUGCAACAAGAAGCCCUGGGAGAAGUGGUUCAUGGUUGCCUUCUUCACGGCCACCGUGUGGAUCGCCGGCCUCUCCUACAUCAUGGUCUGGAUGGUGACGGUCAUCGGGUACACCCUGGGCAUCCCUGAUGUCAUCAUGGGCAUCACCUUCCUGGCCGCUGGCACCAGCGUGCCCGACUGCAUGGCCAGUCUCAUCGUCGCACGCCAAGGUCUGGGAGACAUGGCCAUCUCUAACUCCAUCGGCAGCAAUGUGUUUGACAUCCUGGUGGGCCUGGGGCUGCCGUGGAUGCUGCAGACGCUCUGCGUCGACUACGGCUCCGUGGUCCAUCUCAACAGUAGGGGACUCAUAUUUUCUGUUGUUCUUCUACUGGCCUCAGUGUUCCUCACAGUGGUGGGCGUCCACUUGAACAAGUGGACCCUGGACAAGCGUCUGGGCCUGACCUGCCUGCUCAUGUACUCCAUCUUCCUCUGCUUCUCCAUCCUCAUCGAGUUCAACGUCUUCACCUUCGUCAACCUGCCCAUGUGCUCGGACAUCCACUGACCUGCCUCCGCUCCCUCUUCGCCUCACAUCUGCGUCUUCUUCUUCUUCGGAGACGGAGGACGUCCCACCUGGCUGCUGGGGUCCCAUCCGGCCUCCUCCUUCACCCCCCCCCCCCCCCCCCCCCCCCCCCCCCCCCCCUACUCCCCCUGCACAACCCUGGAAGCUCCAGCCAUCUCCAGAUAUGUCUAUAGAGCUUUAUAUGAUUUGAACCUUGGUGCAAUACGUGACAGAUGAACACCAGAGUCAGAAGAAGAGGCUGUCUGAGGGUUUCUUGGGGUUGGAUUACUGGACUGAAUCAAAGAAGAGUAGCAGGAGGAAGAGGAAGAGGAGGAUGAGGAGGAGGAGGAGAAGAGGGAGGGAGCCCAGUCAUGGUCAAAAGGAAUCGAAAAGGAUGUCUUAGGGUUUAUUGGGUUGGAUUACUGGACUGAAUCAAAGAGGAGGAGCAGGAGGAAGAGGAGGAGGAGGAGGAGGAGGAGACGGAGGAGAGGGAGCCCAUUCGUGGUCAAAAGGGAUCGAAGAAGAUGUCCGAGCGGGCGAACUAGGCUACUCCUGGCUACCCGGUCACGAGCUGAGGGGUGGAAACGGUUGAGAGGAACCGACCUGCGUUCAGUUCAACGGCAGGCGUUGAACGACAGGGAGAAGCUGCUACUUUAACUCACUGACUAACCCAACCGAACGGGACAGAUCACGUGCUUAAAGCGAUUUUUAGCCUAAUAGGGUCGUUUGUUACUCUUUGUAUGUGUUUAAAAUAUGAGUGUGUAAAGUGCAUUCACGUAUUUCUAACUGGAUUUCUUUGUCCAUAUUUAAGAGUUAUACUGAUGCUCAUGUUUCCUGGAUUUAUGAAUUCUCUCUUGCACACCUACAUUUGGUAUCGAAAGUCACUAUAUUGUAUAUUUUUCCUUGACAAAGAGUCAGCAACUAGAAUUAUUGUUAGUGACCCCUUUCCAAAUGCCUCAGUCUCUCUACCUUGCUGAGUAUCUGCCCUAAGAGAUUCAUAUAGCAUGCUGUAUUCACCACUCCUGAUGCUUUGCACUGAGCAAACCCAAAUAUUUGACUAUACUGAUGAUAUUAAGUCUUGUCUUUGGAUGUUUUUGUUUGGUUUCCCUUACAGAUAUAGCUAAUUAAAUAUGUGGUAUAUUUUCCUACAGUUUAGUCCAAAAAUAGGAAAGGGAUCAUUCUGGAAUUGAAUUGAAAUCCAGCACUGUCACUUUAUUGAUUAAACAUGAUAUGAUAUUACUGUUGUGAGCCAGCUACAGGUUGUUUUAAUCGUGUAACUACUGAAUAAGAAGAUUUCCCUAGACUAUAGGACUUUGUGCUACAGGGUGAGUACGUCAGGUUUGCAUCAGAGCUGAGUACGAUACUCCUAGCAGGGCUUGUGCAUCACAAUACAUCUUGGAAUUUUUUGUCUGCAAUGCUCCCGCAUAUUGAGAGGACUCAAGAGAGAUGUAGCCCUGUAAAAUCCUAGAUCAACAUAAUUAAACCGUAACCUACGCUUACCUUGCAUGAGAUAUGCUGUGGCAGUUUCAAAGGUAACAAUAACUUCCCACAAAUACUUUCACGAUUUAUUGCUAAACGAUGACCGAAAAAACAUGAUUACCAACACAAUAACUAACAUUCCAUUGCUCCAAUGCCUCCAAAAUGGAGAUCUUCAUUGCGAUGUACAAGCCCUGUUCUUCUAAGACAAAAGUAGUUUGAGAACAAAUGAUAGUUGAUGACCGUGAAGAGAUUUGGACCUGAGCUUGAGACUUUGUAGAUGCGGGGGCUGUGUGUGUGUGUGUGUGUGUGUGUGUGUGUGUGCGUGUGCGCGCUGGUGUGUGUUGUAUUUUCUAGGGGCACCAAGGACUUCACUGUGACUGGGAAGACAUAAUCAUAAUUUAUUUAUGAAUUAAUUUAUUCAAGGAUAAUGUCGACCACCAGUUUCAGUACCCUUGGAUUGUGUACGAGAUAUCAACUGGAAUGCUUUCUGUUUGUUCCUUAAGGCGAUGUACAUUUACUGUACCUGAUAUAUAUAUAUAUACUAUAAGUACUGGAAUCUGACUUGAUGUUGUUUAUAUUUAAGAAUAGAUCUAUAUAAUUUAUAAGUUUUGUAUAGUUUCAGAAAAAACUAUGAGCAUUUGUAUAUUGUAAAUAAAUAACAAAUAAACAACCGUCAAUAAAAACAAUUGUUUUGAAGCAGAAGGCUUAUCGAAGUAUCCCAGCUAUCGUUUGGCUGGUUUGCCCAUGUUAUAUCAUUUGGCCGGACCGUCCUUGCUGAGCAGAAGCUUUGAUUUCCCACAUAGUUUGUCUCAACGUGGCAGGUUAAAAGGAGAGCGUGCACCACUGCUGCUAAUCCCUUGCAUGUUAGUUCAGUAAGGAAUUACACAUCGUAAGGACAAACCCGUUGUACUUCAGGACGAUAACAUAUUAACACAAUACGACGGGCUCGGAAACAACAUCGCUUUUUUAACAACGAUACAGCACUUGAACCUCUGCAAUGCCUCCCUGUAUUUGAGUCUACUACAGCCAGCUUAGCGGCCGGGUUCCUGCUUGUAUUUGAGCCAAAGCCUCCUCUUGUAAACGGCAUUAUUGCCUCUCCGUUUGAAGCAUGCUUUCAGAAAAACUGUGGAGAAAUUUGCAAGGUGUUUUUCAUUUUAUUUUUAUUGCUUACUCUAAGGUGAUUGAUAUUUAUGAUUGUGUUUUAUUGGGUCUCCUCUCAAUGCAAACCACUCUGAAUCAAUGUCAAUGUGAUUGUUGGAGAGACAAAAGAGGGCUCUGUGGUCGCUGUGUUUAUACGUUUCCAGUGAAGACAAUGAAUUGGUACAUUUUCCAUUCGUUUGGGUAUUUUGUAGAUAGGCUCUAUAUAGUUUUAAAAAGGUUGUGCGCAUGACUCUUUCAUAACUCAAAUUAUUUUGUGUGUAAUGUUAAGAUAUGACCAGGAUCAAAAUAUACAGUUUUUAUUAUGCUGUGCAUUUCAAAACGGGGAACAUUAUUAUAAAUACACGGGAUAGGCAAUCAUAUUUCAGAUAUCAGGAGUAUUAAGGUCUACGCAAGUAGUUCUCAGUCGACUAAUGUAAUUUUAUGCAUUAUGCAUAUGCAUUAUUUGUCUUUGUUAUUUGUUUGUAAAUCCUCGUUUUUGUGGGGGCCUCUGAAUAGAACUGUGUACCACAGAAGAUACGUUUAGCAUUGUUUCCCCAGGGUCUUCUUGCAAUAAAUUGAUUUACAUGCAGA